Messenger RNA from Ananas comosus (pineapple), 2263 nucleotides. RefSeq names its product oxysterol-binding protein-related protein 1D-like. The transcript has 8 exons. NCBI's taxonomy places the organism in Eukaryota, Viridiplantae, Streptophyta, Magnoliopsida, Poales, Bromeliaceae. The record is from RefSeq and is a predicted model, not a curated record. Gene Ontology annotation, cellular component: membrane; intracellular membrane-bounded organelle; cytosol. The coding region runs from base 240 to 2015 and encodes 591 amino acids. Gene Ontology annotation, molecular function: sterol binding.
GCGGAGGGUGAGGAAGGAUCAGUUGAUGGGCGGGGCAGCAGCAGCUGCCGCCGCCCGCGGGAGUGGCAAUCAGGGAAAGCCUUUUGGGGAGAUACAUCUGAAGUGGAUAUUGCUUUCAGGUUUCUUCGAUUCGUCCGAGUAAAUCAGAUGACAAAAGGCUGUAUAUAUUUAGUGGGACAAAGACCCUGCACUUGAGAUGUGAUUCUCGCGAGGAUCGCAGUACGUGGAUUGAAGCUUUGAUGUCAGCCAAAGAUCAGUUUCCACGUGCACUGACUAGCAGUGAUUUCUCUCUCACAAUGGAGAUUGCCGUCUCUACAGAGAAAUUGAGGAGCCGAUUGCUGCAGGAAGGGCUGAGCGAAGCAGUUGUUAAGGAAUGCGAGUCUAUAAUGUUAUCUGAAAUGUCCGAGCUCCAGAAUCAGUUAAAGUCUCUGAGGCAGAAACAAAUCAUUUUGCUCGACAAACUUAGGCAGUUGGAGACAGAGAAAGUUGAGCUGGAAACUACAGUAGUGGAUGAAACAAAGGAGCGUGAAGCGCACGGACUGGUAAAUGGAAGAUUCAGCGAUUUCUAUUCAGUUCUAUCAGAGGGCAGUGUGACUGAUUCUGAUGCUGAUAAUGGAAGUCAAGGAGCUGACGGGGAAACUGAUGAAGACGAGGCAAUGUAUUUUGAUACUCGGGAUUUUCUAUCUACUGAAUCUUUAAGAAGUGCAUCAUAUCGUGGCUGUGAGGUUUUGAUUAAUGGCUGUGGUGGUUUGCAAUAUAAUAAAGACUCCUACUUCCAUGAUACUACAAGGGAUAUUGGUAUUGGUGUCAAAAGUAUUGAGUAUCCCUAUGUUAAACGCAGGAAGAAAUUGCCUGAGCCCAAAGAAAAAGAAAAGCCUGUUGGGUUGUGGUCAAUUAUAAAAGAAAAUAUCGGAAAGGAUCUUUCUGGAGUUUGUCUCCCUGUUUACUUCAACGAGCCUCUCUCUUCCUUGCAGAAAUGUUUUGAAGAUCUCGAGUACUCAUACUUAGUUGAUCGAGCACUGGAGUGGGGCAAGCAGGGAAACAACUUAAUGAGGAUUCUUCACAUCGCAGCAUUUGCAGUAUCUGGCUAUGCCUCAACAGAAGGUCGACAGUGCAAGCCUUUCAAUCCUCUGCUUGGGGAAACAUAUGAAGCUGAUUAUCCAGACAAAGGGCUUCGCUUCUUCUCUGAAAAGGUGAGUCACCACCCUAUGAUUGUUGCUUGUCACUGUGAGGGCGAAGGUUGGAAAUUUUGGGGUGAUUCCAAUCUAAAAGGCAAGUUCUGGGGUCGAUCUAUUCAGCUUGAUCCUAUUGGCAUUCUAACCCUCCAGUUUGAAGAUGGAGAAACCUUUCAAUGGAGUAAAGUUACCACUUCUAUAUAUAAUAUUAUAAUUGGUAAAAUUUACUGUGAUCACUAUGGUACAAUGCGCAUCAAGGGCAGUGGCGAUUACUCAUGCAAGCUCAAGUUUAAAGAACAAUCCAUCAUUGAUAGAAAUCCCCAUCAGGUGCAUGGGUUUGUGCAAGAUAACAGAACAGGGAAAAAAGUUGCUAUAUUGAUGGGAAAGUGGGAUGAAGCGAUGUACUAUGUUCUUGGGGAUCCAAGUAUAAAACCAAAGGGGUAUGAUCCCAUGUCAGAGGCUGUGCUUUUAUGGGAGAGAGACAAGUCUGUGACUCAAACACGUUACAAUCUUACUCCUUUUGCUAUAGCCCUUAACGAGUUAACGGCCAGCUUGUUAGAUAGGUUGCCUCCAACAGAUUCUCGCUUGAGACCAGAUCAGCGGCAUUUAGAGAAUGGUGAAUAUGAUCUGGCAAAUUCAGAGAAACUCAGGCUUGAGCAAUUACAAAGACAGGCUAGGAAAUUGCAGGAGAAAGGAUGGCAACCAAGGUGGUUCAGAAAAGAUAAUGACGAUGACUGUUAUAGAUAUGUUGGUGGAUAUUGGGAAGCAAGGGAAAAAGGGAAAUGGGAUGGAAUUCCAGAUAUAUUUGGUCAGAGUGAGGCAAUGCAAAGUGUAGAGUAAGAGUAUCUUUUAUCUCUUAUAUAGUUUCAUUUUCCUUCCAAGUUCCCUUGUAGCAUUCCCAUGUUGACUCGGGAACCCUGCUUGCUCACAGGAAUAUAUGUAAGGAUAUUAAAUAGCACAACUAUAUAAGUUGGCGUUAGAAAUUUCAGUAAGAAUGCAGCUGUUCAACUUCAGUUGGUGCAUUAUUCUGUUCUCGAGAUGACUAAUUAAUCUGUUAUUUAUUUUCUUAUAAAAUCUUAUUAACCCAA